This is a messenger RNA of Staurois parvus, 381 nucleotides long. Lineage: Eukaryota; Metazoa; Chordata; Amphibia; Anura; Ranidae. The record is from the annotation of a GenBank genome assembly.
UAUUGCCCCAAGUAUUGGCCCUACCCUCCUAAUCAUGUGAUUCAGGUGUUCCAAUCCCCUCCAUAUCAUGUGACUCAGGUGUUCCAAUCCCCUCCAUAUCAUGUGACUCAGGUGUUCCAAUCCCCUCCAUAUCAUGUGAUUCAGGUGUUCCAAUCCCCUCCAUAUCAUGUGACUCAGGUGUUCCAAUCCCCUCCAUAUCAUGUGAUUCAGGUGUUCCAAUCCCCUCCAUAUCAUGUGACUCAGGUGUUCCAAUCCCCUCCAUAUCAUGUGACUCAGGUGUUCCAAUCCCCUCCCAAUCAUGUGAUUCAGGUGUUCCAAUCCCCUCCCAGUCAUGUGAUUCAGGUGUUCCAAUCCCCUCCAUGGACACAGGUGUAUACAAUC